CAGCGCCAGGUCCCUCGCAGCCCUCGGAAAGUAAUGUUAUUUAUUCGCCUGCAUUCAGCCUCUUGGGCUGGAUCCCAUAGACGCCCCGUUGGACUUUGGGCGCCCGCGUCUGACCUCUCCAGCCCCUAUCUUUCCGGUGCAGGCGGCUCCCCGGAAUACACGCAUAUGCACCCCUCGCGCCCCCGCCCCGCGCUCGCACCGGAGUAGGGGUUGGGUCGGACCUGAACCCCUAAAAGCGGAACCUCCUCCCGCCCUCGCGCCAGCCGCGCGUCAGGAGCUGAGUCGCCGGCGGAGGUGGCGGUGGACGGGCCGGGAGUUUCCUCUCGCCCUGGAUGGAGCUGAACUUUGGGCGCCCGGAGCAGCGCGGCCGUCCGGGGAUCGCUGCGUGCUGAGCUCCCUCGGCGAGACCCAGCGGCGGCCCGGGAUUUUUUUGGGGGGGCGGGACCAACCGCGCGCCGGCACCAUGUUCCUGGCGACCCUGUACUUCGCCCUGCCGCUCCUGGACGUGCUCCUGUCCGCCGAGGUGAUCGGCGGGGACCGCCUGGACUGUGUGAAAGCCAGCGAUCAGUGCCAGAAGGAGCAGAGCUGCAGCACCAAGUACCGCACGCUGAGGCAGUGCGUGGCGGGCAAGGAGACCAACUUCAGCCUGACGUCCGGCCUGGAGGCCAAGGACGAGUGCCGCAGCGCCAUGGAGGCCCUCAAGCAGAAGUCGCUCUACAACUGCCGCUGCAAGAGGGGCAUGAAGAAGGAGAAGAACUGCCUGCGCAUCUACUGGAGCAUGUACCAGAGCCUGCAGGGAAAUGAUCUGCUGGAAGAUUCCCCCUAUGAACCAGUUAACAGCAGAUUAUCUGAUAUAUUUCGGGUGGUCCCUUUCAUACCAGCAGAUGUCUUCCAGCAAGUGGAGCACAUCCCCAAGGGCAACAACUGCCUCGAUGCCGCCAAGGCCUGCAACCUGGACGACACCUGCAAGAAGUACCGGUCGGCCUACAUCACCCCCUGCACCACCAGCAUGUCCAAUGAGGUCUGCAACCGGCGCAAGUGCCACAAGGCCCUGCGGCAGUUCUUCGACAAGGUCCCUGCCAAGCACAGCUACGGGAUGCUCUUCUGCUCCUGCCGGGACAUCGCCUGCACCGAGCGGCGGCGCCAGACCAUCGUGCCCGUGUGCUCCUACGAGGAGCGGGAGAAGCCCAACUGCCUGAACUUGCAGGACUCCUGCAAGACGAAUUACAUCUGCAGGUCUCGCCUUGCAGACUUUUUCACAAACUGCCAACCGGAGUCCAGGUCUGUCAGCAGCUGUCUGAAGGAGAACUACGCCGACUGCCUCCUGGCCUACUCGGGGCUAAUCGGUACAGUCAUGACCCCCAACUAUGUGGACUCCAGCAGCCUCAGCGUGGCCCCCUGGUGUGACUGCAACAAUAGUGGCAAUGACCUGGAAGAGUGCUUGAAAUUUCUGAAUUUCUUCAAGGACAACACCUGUCUUAAAAAUGCAAUUCAAGCCUUUGGCAAUGGCUCCGAUGUGACUGUGUGGCAGCCUGCCCUCCCAGUUCAGACCACCACUGCCACCACCACCAGCGCCUUCCGGGUCAAGAACAAGCCCCUGGGGCCAGCAGGGUCCGAGAAUGAAAUCCCCACUCAUGUGUUGCCACCUUGUGCAAAUUUGCAGGCGCAGAAGCUGAAAUCCAAUGUGUCGGGCACCACACACCUCUGUCUUUCUGAUCGUGAUUAUGAAAAGGAUGGUCUCGCUGGUGCUUCCAGCCACAUAACCACACAAUCAAUGGCUGCCCCUGCAAGCUGUGGUCUGAACCCACUGCUGGUUCUGGUGGUAACCGCCCUGUUCACCUUAUCUUUAUCUUUGGCAGAAACAUCGUAGCUGCAUUGAAAAAAAAUAAUAUGGACCUGUAAAAAGACAAAAACCAA
Molecule: messenger RNA, 1917 nt
Organism: Talpa occidentalis (Iberian mole)
Lineage: Eukaryota; Metazoa; Chordata; Mammalia; Eulipotyphla; Talpidae
Gene: GFRA1
Product: GDNF family receptor alpha 1
Exons: 11
Coding region: 464-1870 (468 amino acids)
Biological process (GO): nervous system development
Cellular component (GO): signaling receptor complex; external side of plasma membrane
Molecular function (GO): signaling receptor activity
Source: RefSeq, a predicted model, not a curated record